AACGAGAGAGCUAGGAAGAGGAAUAAGAGGAAGGGGAGGAAAUUUUCGAAACGCGAACCCUAGGGUUCGCGGUCGCGGUCGCGGGCGCGGGCGAUGAAGAUCCCGUUCGUGACCAAGUGGUCGCACCGGUCGCACGAGCCCGCCGCGCCGUCGAAUCCGGCGGCGCAGCAGCAGCCGCCCCCGCCGUCCCCGGCGGGGGUGUCAUCGGCCGCGGCGGCUGCGGUGGUGGAGGAGGCGGAGAUGGAGACGGGAGGGGAUGACUUCAUCACGCAGGAGGAGGAGUACCAGAUACAGCUGGCAAUGGCGCUGUCGGCGUCGGCGUCGGUGUCGGCACCGAGCGGCGGCGGGGGCUCGGGGGACACGGAGGGGGAGCAGAUCAGGAAGGCGAAGCUGAUGAGCCUCGGGAGGGGCGACCUGAGCGCCGCCGCCGAUCGUGGCGUGGGCGACUCCGCGGAGGCGCUCUCCCGCCGAUACCGGGACUAUAACUUUCUUGACUACAAUGAGAAAGUUAUAGAUGGGUUCUAUGACAUAUUUGGACUUUCCGGGGAGUCGGCCAGGCAGGGAAAGAUGCCAUCGCUUGCAGAACUUCAGACCAGCAUUGGAGAUCUUGGCUUUGAAGUGAUUGUGGUCGACCAUAAGUUUGAUAGUGCCUUGCAGGAGAUGAUGGAAGUAGCACAAUGCUGCAUGUUGGGCUGUCCUGAUACUACAGUAUUGGUGCGACGAAUAGCUGAAGUUGUUGCAGGACAUAUGGGUGGUCCUGUGAUAGAUGCAACUGAAAUGUUUACGAAAUGGUUGGGCAAAAGCAUUGAGCAGAGGACAUCACAUCAGACAAGCCUGCUGCCUAUAGGCCGCAUUGACAUAGGCUUGUCUCGGCAUCGUGCCUUACUUUUCAAGAUUCUUGCUGACAGUGUUGGUAUUCCAUGCAAGCUGGUUAAAGGGAGCCAUUACACUGGUGUUGAAGAUGAUGCUAUUAACAUUGUAAAGAUGAAUAACGAAAGGGAAUUUUUGGUUGAUGUUAUGGCUGCCCCAGGAACACUCAUUCCAGCAGAUGUCUUUAUUUCAAAGGGUACUCCAUUCAACUUGACUAAACCGUUGGUGCAGAAUCAGGUGGUUGAAUUGGCAAGUAACAUUGAAAAUGACCCAAGUGCAGCUCAUUCUGAGCAUGUAGGCAACCGAUUGCAUAUGUUUGGCAAUGGUAAUUCGUUGUCAGAAAAUCAAUCAGGGUGUGAAAAAACCAUGAUAGCUGGAAGUGAGGUUAGUCAACUCUGGACAUUGGCACCUCAGAUGCAAUCUGAUCAACAAUCAACUUCUGCUGGCGCACAUUCAAUGCAGAAAGAGGACUUGAAAUUAACUCCAGACUCUCAAGAAAAUGAAGAGUCUAAAAAGCAAAUUUCAGAGACUGAUUCUUUCAGGGGUAUUGAACUGGGUAAAAGUUCAUUGGCAUUCAAGGGAUUAAACAAUAGAAAUAAUGAAUAUCAAAGGCAUAGAGAGAAUAUAGCUCCAGCACCUGGAAGAUCUCAACAACCAUUGGUGAUGAAAAACUGGUCAGCUUGUAAUGACAUUUCUAACAAGCAAUACAAUAUUGCUGAGAGGUUAGUUCGUCGGAGAAACACUAGCGACAAUGCUGCAUCGUCAUCUCAGUUGGCCUGGUCAACUGCAAAGCAUUACAAUCCCAAUGGCAGAGAGCGUAAUGAUAGGUUAUGUGCAGCACCAGGUCGUAAUUAUGACAAUAGAAAAGUUGGUGCCUCAACUACGGCAACAGCUUCUGCCACUGGAGAACGCCUGGAUAGACCAAACCUGGCACCUGUUCAUUACUAUGAUGACAAACCGAAUGGUAUUUCUUCAGUGAAUGCAGCUUCUACAUCUGGAAUCGUGAAGGUUGCAGAAAAGGGCCCUCAUGAUCUGGAAAAAGUUCCCAUCUAUUCUAGAUUUGACAGUCAAAUCUAUAGUAGUAUGCAAGGGUAUUCUCCAGAAGUGAAGGAGAACAAGGAAAACUAUGAUAGGCAUGACAACAUGAGGUUACAUCCUGAUCCAAGAAGGUCCCCUCUAGACAGAUUCAUGGACACAUCAAGGCAGAACUCAGAAUCUGUUUCUCCACCCCAAGCUGGGUCAAGCACCGUUGACAUGGUGUUGGGCGAAGUUUCUGAAUGUGAAAUCCUCUGGGAGGAUCUUCUAAUUGGUGAAAGGAUUGGCCUAGGUUCGUAUGGAGAAGUAUACCAUGCCGAUUGGAAUGGAACUGAAGUGGCUGUAAAGAAGUUUUUGGAUCAAGAGUUCUAUGGUGAUGCUUUGGCUGAAUUUCGUUGCGAGGUGAGGAUUAUGCGCCGGCUUCGUCAUCCAAAUAUUGUACUCUUUAUGGGUGCAGUAACACGGCCUCCACACUUGUCCAUUGUAUCAGAAUACCUUCCUAGGGGAAGCUUGUAUACGAUUAUUCAUCGCCCUGAUUGCCAAAUUGAUGAGAAGUGCAGGAUUAAAAUGGCCCUUGAUGUGGCCAGAGGCAUGAAUUGUCUUCAUACUAGUGUACCGACAAUUGUUCAUCGGGAUCUAAAAUCACCAAACUUGCUGGUUGACAAUAAUUGGACCGUUAAGGUCUGUGAUUUUGGACUUUCACGUUUGAAGCACGGUACAUUUUUGUCAUCCAAAUCCACUGCAGGGACUCCUGAGUGGAUGGCACCAGAGGUAUUAAGGAAUGAGCAGUCAAAUGAGAAGUGUGAUGUUUACAGCUUUGGUGUCAUCUUAUGGGAACUAGCAACACUACAAAUGCCAUGGAGUGGCAUGAACCCCAUGCAAGUUGUGGGUGCAGUUGGUUUCCAGGAUAGACGGCUUGAUAUCCCCAUGGAGGUUGAUCCUCUAGUUGCAUCUAUUAUACAGGACUGCUGGCAGAAGGAUCCAAACUUGCGCCCUUCUUUUAGCCAGCUAACUAGCUAUCUGAAUACAUUGCAAAGGCUAGUAAUCCCUUGUCAUCAGGAGACAGCGGGCUCCUAUGUACCGCAAGAAAUAUCGUUAUACCGGUGAAACUCUACCCAUGAGGUCGUCAUACAGCAACUGUGAAUAAAGAGCAAUUGUGAUUUUGCCGUUACAUUUGGGCUCAAUAGUCUGCAAAGGCAUGGCUUGGUUUAGAGCCCCAGUUCCUGUCCAGAUAGCAGUCAUCCUGCUGUUGCAAGAUAAAAAGGCUUGGCAGCGGAGUAUGUGUACAGUAUAGGUCGAUCAGAUAAACAGUCGGAGAAGAAAAUCAAAUGUCACCUGUUUCCUUUUUCUUUUUCAUGUGCCCCCCAUCCCCAUUGUGUCGUCUGAACUGUGGAGAAUCCCCAAAAAAAAAAAUGAAAGAAGAAAAAUGUGUAACUGUAUGGACGAGUUUAUCUUAUAAAGAAGUUAAUAGUCUGGAAUAUUGUGCAUAUCGCGUGCCUGA
Oryza sativa Japonica Group (Japanese rice) is the source of this 3406-nucleotide messenger RNA. RefSeq names its product serine/threonine-protein kinase EDR1. Lineage: Eukaryota; Viridiplantae; Streptophyta; Magnoliopsida; Poales; Poaceae. The record is from RefSeq and is a predicted model, not a curated record. Gene Ontology annotation, cellular component: cytoplasm. Gene Ontology annotation, molecular function: protein kinase activity; ATP binding. Gene Ontology annotation, biological process: protein phosphorylation; signal transduction.